UGAGCCUUAAUUAAUUUGCUUUGUUUAGCCUUAAUUAUUUGGUCAUCACAAAUUAUUUGAUUCUUAUUUGCAACAAGAAAUGUCAAUUCAACGUCCGCCCAUGUUGCAAUUUCGUACCAUAAUCCACAAAUAUUGACUUGUCUACUCCAAUAUGCAGAUUGCAGCUUCCUGGUUUCGGUCCUUUACAUAUUUACAUCAUCUUCCUCUAAAAAGUUUUCAAUUUUAAAGCUUUUUCUUUGACAAUUAUGAUAACAAGAAUUAUCUGAUGGAGGAAUUAUCAUACACAAUAAUGGAGGAGAAUCAAAAUAAUCUUAUUGCAGAGAAUUCAACCUCAGAUGAGCAUUUUAAUGGCGCAUCAUCCCUUUCAAGCUUAACAUUAUUCCUGGAUCGUGUUGGAGAAGUUAUUCUCUCUCUUAAUUCAAUUGGGUUAUCUUGGGAACCUGCAGAUUCCCAAAAUGAUCAGGAUAAGACAUCAUGCAUUCGUCGUGAGAAUCAUGCUGAAAGUACUGCUUUGAUAGAAUUUUCUGAUGUUUAUGCUGCCGAGCUGGCUGAUUGGGGAUCAGUUCGUCAAUUGACUAAAUGCUGCUUCAUGCAUCAGGACUCUGAGAUGUACCUUUUUGUGGUUCAUGCUAUGCAGAGAUCAAAGACUAAGGAAUCUCUCUGGAACUUGGUGGAGUACACUUUUGGUCACAGAGAUCAGCUUGUGUGUCAAACAUUAGUGAAAAAAAUAAAGUUGUACCUCGCAAAGCAAAUUGGAAGACCAAAGAGUCUGUUGGUUUUUGUUAAUCCUAAGAGUGGUAAGGGAAAUGGUCAAAAUAUUUGGAGAACUGUAGCUCCGAUAUUUUCUCGUGCUAAAGUGAGGGCUCAGGUAACAGUUACAGAGAGGGCAGGACAUGCUUUCGAUCUAGUGUCAUCUAUGACAAACCGUCAACUAAUUUCAUAUGAUGGUAUUGUGGCUGUUGGUGGUGAUGGCUUAUUCAAUGAAAUCCUUAAUGGGCUUCUGACUUCGAGGUUCAAGACCAAAUUUCCUCCAGUUCCUCCAGAUUUUAUGGCUUCUCCAGGGGACGACCCUAGUGCUUCAGUUCUUGAUCCACGUGAAAUCAAUGCAGGUACUUAUAACCCAAAUGAAGACCAGUUCCCUCUGCUUCCAACUUCCAGACAUUCUGAAUCUCGGUCCCCAAGUUUCAGAACUCAAGAUGGCGAAUGCAGCACAGCUGUUGAAGAUGAUGUUGAAUUUUCUUUUCCCCAUGAAUGGUUCAGAUUCGGACUCAUUCCUGCGGGUUCAACUGAUGCUAUUGUGAUUUGUACAACAGGAGCAAGAGAUCCCAUAACAUCAGCUUUGCACAUUGUCCUUGGGAAAAGGAUUUGUCUUGAUAUAGCUCAAGUUGUAAAGUGGAAAGCAACCAUGAACUCAGACAUUGAACCCUCUGUACACUACACAGCCUCUUUUGUUGGCUAUGGGUUCUAUGGGGAUGUCAUCACUGAGAGCGAAAAGUAUCGCUGGAUGGGUCCAAAACGUUAUGACUUUGCAGGAACAAAAGUCUUUCUCAGACACAGGUCAUAUGAGGCUGAAAUAUCAUACUUGGAUAUCAAUUCCAAGAAAUCAGAUCCUGAUUCCAACGAUGAUAAUUUGAAUGGGGGGAGAAAGUCAUGCCAGGGCCUUAAGAGAAAAAGUGAGAAAAUAAUUUGCCGAGCUAAUUGCGAAGUCUGCAACACGCCGUUCUCCGGGAAGAUGAAAUCAAAAUGGUUGAGAUCUAGAGGACGUUUCCUUAGUGUAGGCGCUGCUGUCAUCUCUUGUCGAAAUGAAAGAGCACCUGAUGGUUUAGUGGCUGAUGCACACCUUGCAGAUGGUCUCUUGCAUCUUAUCUUAAUAAGAAACUGCUCUCAUGCAUUAUAUUUGUGGCACCUGACCAAUCUAGCUAAAAAGGGUGGAACUCCCCUUGAUUUCAAGUUUGUGGAACAUUACAAGACCCCUGCAUUCGCAUUUACAUCUUUGGGCAAAGAGGGUGUUUGGAACUUGGACGGUGAGAUCCUACGAGCACAUAAAUUGUCGGCUCAAGUUUUCCGAGGCCUUAUCAGCUUAUUCGCGAAUGGGCCUGAAGUGUGAUAGAUAACUCUUACACUGUAUAGUUGUAAUCAUAAAUUGACAAGAUUUUGUAAUGCAUCUGGCCUAAAUAUUGAACUCAUUUUUUAUGUUGAGAUGUAUCUGUAUGUUCAGUUUCUGAAUAGGCAGGGUGCUUUCAGAUUGAAGCACCAGAAAGUCCAAAGUUGAUAGCACACUAUUUCAAUUUUCCA
Beta vulgaris subsp. vulgaris (sugar beet) is the source of this 2295-nucleotide messenger RNA. Its product is annotated as ceramide kinase. The coding region runs from base 266 to 2107 and encodes 613 amino acids. NCBI's taxonomy places the organism in Eukaryota, Viridiplantae, Streptophyta, Magnoliopsida, Caryophyllales, Amaranthaceae. The transcript has 13 exons. The record is from RefSeq and is a predicted model, not a curated record. Gene Ontology annotation, molecular function: kinase activity.